AUGCGUGACUUGGUCCGAAAAAUGAUUACGAUGCCCUCAUCAGGUGUUGGAGUUGGACAAGCUUACGGACCUGCUGUGGAAAAGAGUCUGGAGUACAUUUUCAGCACUGGAAUGGAAGCAUGCUUGAAUGGCGUUAUUCAGAAGGUCGUCCCAGUCAAAGACUUGAAGAUUGCGAUGGAGAUAUUUCAGCUUGUACUGCCACGAGCACAAGACAAGCCACAGCAAUGCCUGGCACCUAAAGUGAUUCAGCUUAUUACGAACAAUUUGCGAGUGGCAGUUCAGCAACUUGUGCUUAACUACCCACAGAGUGAUGCCCCAGCGUUUGAUGAACUCUACGCGAUUGACUUGCUGGGCAUGGUUAUUUCAACGUGUGAAGUUCAAUUCUUUUGGAGCAACGUUACGUCUGCGUCGGCGAAGCCUCGAAAUCUUGCACCGCGUGUUCUAAGCGCCGCUUUGAAGUACAACCCCGAAAAGGAAUGGCUUGGAAAUGCAUUCUUGAGAGAAAGUGGAUCUGACCACGAACUCGCGUCUUCAUGGCUUCUGGGAACCUUGGAUGUGGCUACAUUAAACUCAACACCGAUUGCUUGCAAGGUUGAGGAUACACCUUUUUCGCUUGCAAGUAAACAACGGUCAGAGGGACAAGAAGAUGAUUUGGAAGUGAAGCCUCAUGUGCGGGAUUCAGAUUCGUGGAUGAUGUUGACGGAUGGAAUUAUUUAUCACAUGCUCCGUAAAGAUCCUGUUGGCAUUUGCACUAUGGAUCCGCAAAUCUUGAGUCUUCUGCGUGAAGUAGCAUCCUCAUGCAAGUUCCCGACCGCCGUUCAUGCCAGCACAAAUGGACUUCAUGAUGUUGAAACAUUGUACGACCUACAUCUGGAUGUGUUUCAGUCGUUUUCCAGAAGCGCUGGCAAACAGUGGAGCUCAUUGGGAGAUUUGCGCGAAAAGAACCAGUUUCGUACCAAACUGAUGAGCAAUCAGUUCGGAAUCUUCAUCUCCUUCCUAGACGCGUUCAAGAUUAACUUUCGGCGAGCCUGUACCGAGAUUGACAGAGUGAAUCACAAUUGGCAUGCUUUUUCCGAGUUGUUUCUUCGCCAGGCUGGAGUCAACGCCACCGGAGGACGCUCGUAUCAUGAGAUGGAUGACACGAUCAAGUCAUUUGACGAAAGACUUACGGGGUUGACUACGAUGUUCCGGUUCAUGUACCAGUGCAUGGAUGCUUUUAUGUUCUACUGUGGUGAGAUGGCAAUUGGGAAAUCCAAUCUGUUUUUUGAUGCUAUGCAACUGCUAUUUCGGCAAGUAAACAGCGCCGAUGGGGUGCGAAACGUGAAUGAAGAGCUCCGAAAAGGGUUCUGUACCGGCUCCAUGGGCUUUGUCGAUAGCGUUCAACUGUUCUUUGCGCGUCAGAAGUACCCGAGUUUGCUCCACUGGUUUGCUCAGACGUCCGAGAUAUACCAGACUUUUAACAGCGGGUGGGAGGCGUCUCCUCUAAAAACAUUGCUGGUGAAUAUCUUGGACCCGGAUGGACCUCUUGGAAUUCACAGCUACUACCCUGGUGUCGAAUCUUCUAACGAGCAAGACAUCGACGUGAGGACAGUUCGUCGCGAAGCAUUUUACCUGUCGUGUGGUCUUUUCGACUGCAGAUGCACAAAUUCGUUCGAGCACUCGCGAGCUACCUCCUCCUGUUCACGCGUUCACCAACUUCGGCAGUUUGUACUGGGUGAUUUUAUGAGGGACACAUUUACUUUCGUGCAACGAGAUGGAGAUACAUCUUUAUUGGAGACGAUGGUACCUCUGUUUCAGUUUGUACGGGCGUUUCAACUGAAUGAGCUGCAUCCGUGUCUGGAAUGGAUGGUGGAAUGUCUGAUUAAGUAUGUACCUGGCGAAGAAGUGGUCAACAGCACAAUCAGCUGCGUUUUGUUGACCGAGUUAUGCGGAAUCGUGUGCGAAGCGAUUGCAUUCAACGAACACCGACCGAAGCUGGAGCUGAUCGACUUGGUUGAGCUCGUACUAGUGUAUCUGCAAUCUGUCUACGUUGCACUCUCCAGACGAACAACGACUAUGAUGAGCCCAUUCUUCGCCCCCUGUAUCGAGUACCCGCCGUCAGUGAAACUAAGCGAGUAUCGUUUCUCCCCAUCGACUUUCCCUGCGACGGAUCUUUUAGCUGCUAUUGGGCGUGUCGCUCAGCAGUGCCAGGCAUCAUCCGAUGAUCGACUUCGAUACUUCACGACGGUAGCACCUUGA
This is a messenger RNA of Phytophthora sojae, 2238 nucleotides long. RefSeq lists its product as hypothetical. The transcript has 8 exons. NCBI's taxonomy places the organism in Eukaryota, Oomycota, Peronosporomycetes, Peronosporales, Peronosporaceae. Bases 1 to 2238 code for a protein of 745 amino acids. The record is from RefSeq and is a predicted model, not a curated record.